This is a messenger RNA of Daucus carota subsp. sativus, 2887 nucleotides long. RefSeq names its product E3 UFM1-protein ligase 1 homolog. Gene Ontology annotation, biological process: response to endoplasmic reticulum stress; protein K69-linked ufmylation; regulation of proteasomal ubiquitin-dependent protein catabolic process. Bases 120 to 2585 code for a protein of 821 amino acids. NCBI's taxonomy places the organism in Eukaryota, Viridiplantae, Streptophyta, Magnoliopsida, Apiales, Apiaceae. Gene Ontology annotation, cellular component: endoplasmic reticulum membrane. The record is from RefSeq and is a predicted model, not a curated record. The transcript is spliced from 20 exons. Gene Ontology annotation, molecular function: UFM1 ligase activity.
AACCAAAAUCAAGACCCAAGUUGACUCCUUGAUCGUUCUUCAACUGUCAGUGUAUUCUCAUUCGCUUCUCAAACACACACACAAACACACUCUAUUCCUCAUUUCUGUUACACAAUACAAUGGAUGCUGAGUUGUUAGAACUACAAAAACAAUUCGAAUUCGCACAGCAAGCAAAAUCAAGCGUCCGCUUAUCCGAUCGAAACGUCGUCGAAUUGGUCCAAAAGCUCCAGCAACUUAAAAUCAUCGAUUUCGAUCUCCUCCACACCGCCUCUGGCAAAGAAUACAUCACUCCCGAGCAAUUGAGGCAUGAAAUUGAGGUUGAGAUAAAGAGAUUAGGCCGAGUUUCGUUGAUUGAUUUGUCGGAUAAAACUGGAGUUGAUUUGUAUCAUGUGGAGAAACAAGCUCAGAAUAUUGUAUCGAGUGAUUCGGCGCUUAUGUUGAUUAAUGGCGAGAUUAUAGCGAGUUUUUACUGGGACACUGUUGCGGAGGAGAUAAAUGAGCGUUUACAGGAGUGCAGUCAGAUUGCGUUGGCGGAGCUUGCUGCUCAGUAUCAAGUUGGUUCGGAAUUGCUUGUUACUGUUUUGGAGCCUCGUCUUGGAGAUUUGGUCAAAGGUAGACUUGAAGGUGGGCAGUUGUAUACCCCAGCAUAUGUUGACCGUGUUAAUGCUAUGGUACGUGGUGCUGCGAGGGGUGUUACUGUUCCCACGAAUCUGUCAGCUUUGUGGAGCUCAUUGCAGCUUCUGCUGCAAGAGAUGGAUGGAGCUAGUGGCGUAGCUGUUGAUGGGUCAUUUUUCCAGUCACUGUUUAAUGGAUUGGUGAAGGAAGGUGAGAUUCUUGGAUCACUUCGUGCAGGAGUUCACUGGACACCCACAGUCUUCGCAACUGCUCAAAAAGACUCUGUAGAUGCUUUCUUCUCACAGAAUUCUUUUAUCAGCUAUGAAGCUCUAAAUAAAUUAGGAAUUCCGUCAGCCAUACAGUUUCUGCAGGCCAGAUAUCCUGAAGGUAUACCCUUAGUGACAGUAUUUGUUCACCCAUCAAUGGUUGAUAUCUUGGAUGCUGCUGUAGAGGAUGCAAUAGAACGUGGUAGCUGGAUAGACACACUUACAGUGUUACCAGCAGCAUUUGCCUCCCAAGAUGCUUCUAAGAUUUUAUCUCUUUGUCCAUCCAUUCAGGGGGCCCUUAAGUCCAAUGAAGCACACGUAUUGGGGGAUUCAUAUGUGUUCAGCAACGGAUUCGUCAAGAAUCUCUUUGAAAGCUUGGAUAAGGAAUCACAAACAUCAAGUCUUUCAGGGGUAUACGGGACACAGGCUCCUGACAGUUUGGAUGCCUCUAUUGACUCUAAAGUCCGUAAGGGUCUAAGCAGUAAUCUGACUGAAUCAAAUGAAACUGAAGCUGAGAUUGUUAAUAGCAAACAUACAUCGGAGGUAGGAUCGAAGAAGAAAAGGGGAAAAUCUUCAGGUAAUGCAAAGACUGGAGCAGCUGAAAACAGUACAGACAACCAAGAAUCUGUUCCUAGUAAAUCUAAGAGGAAUCAGAAAAAAGGCAAGGCGAUGGCUGCCCAAGUUUCAGAUCUAAAGCCUGGGGGAAAGAAAAGUGUGGACAAGUUGCCUGAGGACACGGUCAAUAUUUUUCCAGAGAAGUUGCUGAUUCAGAGGAUUAACAAGCUAGUACCUGAAUUUGAGGAGCAAGGAAUUGGUGAUCAGGAAAUAGUUCUUUCAUCUCUAGCGCAUCAUUUGAGACCCAUGCUCCUCAAUUCAUGGAAAGAGAGAAGAAAGGCGGUGUUUACAGACAAUACACAACGGAUGAAGCACAUAUUGGACAGUUUACAAAAAAAACUUGAUGAGUCUUCCUUAAAUAUGCAGUUGUAUGAAAAGGCACUAGAGUUGUUUGAAGAUGACCCAUCAACCUCAGUUAUCUUACAUAAACAUUUGCUGAGAAGCACAGCGACCCCUAUGGUGGACACUCUCUUAAAGAACUUGGAUGUGUACAGUAAAAUGAAAAAUGGAGUUGACGUUGAGGAAUUUCAAAAUCCUGAAUCUAUUUCAUGUAGCUCUGCAGAAAGACUUGCUCUUGCAAAGAAUUUGCCUGGAUCUCUUUCUGUUAAAGCUACUGCACUAGUUGAAGCUUUAGAAGGGAAGAGCGUGGAAAACUUUUUAGCCUCUCUUAGGGAUAUGGCAGAAGAGAGUGGUAUAUCUUUGAAAAAGCUUGAUAAGAAAUUGGAAAGAACUCUUCUUCAUUCUUACCGCAAGGAGUUGGUGUCGCAAGUAGCUGCUGAAACUGAUCCUGUUGCUCUUCUGCCCAAAGUCGUUUCUCUACUUUAUAUACAGGUUCAUGGUAGAGCUCUUCAAGCUCCUGGGAGGGCCAUUUCCGUUGCGGUAUCUCGGUUGAAGGAUAAAUUGGGAAAGUCAGAGCACAAGAUUUUAGUGGAUUACCAUAGCGCUACGGUGAGCCUUCUAGCGCUAAUAUCUGCGGGGACUGCUGAGGAAGAAGACUGUUCGUCUGACCGUAUUUUGAGCAAAAGGGAGUUACUGGAGAGUUUAAUGUCAGCAUUGAAGGGCUUGGUCUUAGGCACCUCGCAAGCUUGAUCUUACAUUUCCAGAUCUUAUAACAUUCAAAUCAUAAAUUUGGUCUUUCUUUACGUAGUUUUCAUUGGUAUAGCCUAGGCAGAUUUUGUGUACCCACCUCAGUAGUUUGCACUACACUCGGGAUGGCAAAUUAAUAGAUUCAUAUACCCGCCACCAAGCUCUAAUGUUAAUUAUACAAUUGUGAGCUGUUCUCCAUUGCAUUGGAAGAUUGGAAUUAUGUCGAUAACUAAAUUAGAUGUUAAUAUAAUACAGUUCAUGAUAUUUUUUGUAUUUCAAUAGAAGUAAACUGCACUUUGGUUACC